AUGCGCGUGACUGAUUGGAUACCUAUGAAGAUUUGUUCACUUGCCUUCACCUUAUUGGUGAUUAAUGCGACUCCGAUCCAAUCCCUUCCAUCAGGAUCAGCCGAAUUUCAUAGCCCAGUGGUCGAUUCACAGCAACUAGCAGGGUUGACUAUCAACGGAAAGCGUUUCAGACGACGUGGCGGAAUCCCACUUCCUCGAAUUUAUCCAAUCCCCUUAGUAUGGGGUGUCGAUUGGAAUCUGUUAUGGUAUUUUGUUGAUCCUGAUAAACUCACACGUGAAGGACUUAGUCCCCAGAACUUUAAAAACAUUGAUAACAAACGAGUAGCUACUCUUCGAGAAACUGCACUUCAAGCAGCCACUAGAGCUAUAGAAGUUUAUGAUUUAUUACAUCCUGAAGAAAAUGUAAAAGCUUUGGCCGAGAUUAGAAGAUUAGCUAUCUUAGAAUCCGAACCUGAUUUAAGUCAAGAAGAUCAAAAAGAAGAAGAUAGAUUGAAAACUAAUCUUUGGGAAGUCUUUCAAAAGAAUCCAACUUUAAAAGAAAGUACUACGGCUAUCUUUUUGGCUAAUGUUCCUGAACAUACUAAAGCUAAAUUCCAACAAAUCUCUCAUGAUAUGAAUGGUGCUCGAUAUGCGGAUAAACCGACGAGAACUGAAAAUCAAAAAUCGAAUGAUGAAGAUCAAGAUCAAGACUCUGAUCAUGAUGGAAAUGAUGAUGAUAAUGAUGGAGAUGAGGAUCAAGAGAAAGAUAAAAAAGGGGAUCAAGAACCUGCGAAAGAUUGGGCUCAUGUUCAAUUAUGGGAUUCUGAACCUGUUGAUGAAUUCUGA
Melampsora larici-populina 98AG31 is the source of this 825-nucleotide messenger RNA. RefSeq lists its product as uncharacterized. The coding region runs from base 1 to 825 and encodes 274 amino acids. The transcript has a single exon. The record is from RefSeq and is a predicted model, not a curated record. NCBI's taxonomy places the organism in Eukaryota, Fungi, Basidiomycota, Pucciniomycetes, Pucciniales, Melampsoraceae.